UGACGCAGUCCUUCGGGCGCCGCUUUCUGACGCUCCGGGACCAUGGGCUCUUGGACAAAGCGCAACAGCUGCCUGGCGGCCGGCUUGCUGCAGAACCAAACGGCCAUCGUCACCGGCGGGGCCACCGGCCUCGGAAAGGCCAUCGCGAAGGAACUUCUGCACCUGGGUUGUAAUGUGGUCAUUGCAUCCCGGAAGAUUGAAAGACUAAAAUCUGCAGCAGAUGAACUGAAAGCUACCCUACCUCCCUCCAGCAAGGCUCAGAUCACUCCCAUACAAUGCAACAUCCGUAAAGAAGAGGAGGUGGAUAGUUUGGUCAAGUCUACCUUAGCUAUUUAUGGUAAGAUCAGUUUCUUGGUAAACAUGGAGGAGGGCCAGUUCCUGUCUCCUUUUGAAGACAUCAGUUCAAAGGGAUGGCAUGCUGUGAUUGAAACCAACCUGACAGGCACCUUUUACAUGUGCAAAGCAGUUUACAAGCUCUGGAUGAAGGAGCAUGGAGGAUCUAUUGUAAACAUCAUUAUCCUUGUUAAAAAUGGAUUUCCUUUAGCCGCGCACAGUGGAGCUGCAAGGGAAGGUGUUUACAACCUCACCAAAUCCUUAGCUUUGGAAUGGGCCAGCAAUGGAGUGAGGAUCAAUUGUGUUGCUCCUGGAGUAAUCUAUUCCAAGUCUGCUGCUGAUAACUAUGGUGAUAUUGGACAAAACUUAUUUGAAAGUGCAUUUCAGAAUAUCCCAGCUAAACGAAUAGGAGUUCCUGAGGAGGUCUCAUCCAUUGUGUGCUUCCUGCUGUCUCCUGGUGCUUCCUUUAUCACUGGACAGUUGGUGAAUGUGGACGGGGGCCAGUCUCUGUACACACACUCGCACAACAUACCAGAUCAUGACAACUGGCCCGAGGGAGUUGGGGACCUUACUCUUGUCAAGAGGAUGAAGAAAUCUUAUAAGGAGAAAGCCAAACUCUAAGCCAAGGACAAUCAGCUAUCUUUUGUUCCUGAGUGCCUUAACAUCUUGAGAAUGUGCAUCUGUACUUUAUAAGCACUUAUAAUUUGUUUAGGAAAAAAAAAUUGCUUCUUUUUUAAUGCUAUUAAUUAUAACUAAGCAAAAACUAUUCCUGAAAUAAGUUCAUUUCAAUGCCCUAACCCA
Messenger RNA from Sciurus carolinensis (gray squirrel), 1134 nucleotides. It is a transcript of the gene Pecr, whose product is annotated as peroxisomal trans-2-enoyl-CoA reductase. The coding region runs from base 43 to 954 and encodes 303 amino acids. Gene Ontology annotation, molecular function: trans-2-enoyl-CoA reductase (NADPH) activity. The transcript is spliced from 8 exons. Gene Ontology annotation, cellular component: peroxisome. Gene Ontology annotation, biological process: phytol metabolic process. The record is from RefSeq and is a predicted model, not a curated record. Lineage: Eukaryota; Metazoa; Chordata; Mammalia; Rodentia; Sciuridae.